GUACGGCUGAAGUUAUGCAAUGGAAAACAUUACUAUAUGGAUCUACGAAUCAGAAUCUGACUUUCGGUUUUCAUUUUGGCUAUAAAAGCACGACCCCAGGGAAGUGCUAUCAGAAAACUCAUCAGGAACAUCAUGGCUCGGAGCAAUACAUGUUGUCUGGUGCUUCUCUUCCUCUGUGGUGCACUUCUACUGGAAAUGAAUCCCGGGACGACGUUGGUGAGCGCUGUAGUUUGUCCACAAUACUGCUUGGAUGUGGACUAUAUGACGUGCCCGUCCACCGGCGAUAAGCAAUUGAGUCCUAAGUGCAACUGCUGCCUUUCUCCGAAAGGCUGCACUCUUCACCUGACUGAUGGCACAUCGGUUUCUUGCAGUUGAAGAAAUUGGAAGUCUUCUCAAAAUGCUGUGUGCAUUUUAUCCUAUCGAACUUUGUAUCUAAGUUUGAAUAAAGAUCGCAAAAAAUAAAAGAAGACUGCGUUGUCUUUAAAUAUUGUCAGUCACUUGCUUGGGUUUCUGAUGAUUUCUUUUUUC
Messenger RNA from Syzygium oleosum, 528 nucleotides. Its product is annotated as proteinase inhibitor PSI-1.2. NCBI's taxonomy places the organism in Eukaryota, Viridiplantae, Streptophyta, Magnoliopsida, Myrtales, Myrtaceae. Gene Ontology annotation, molecular function: serine-type endopeptidase inhibitor activity. The transcript has 2 exons. The record is from RefSeq and is a predicted model, not a curated record. The coding region runs from base 133 to 375 and encodes 80 amino acids.